CUGGUUACAUCCCAGGGGUCGGCAUGAGAAACCCCGGUCAGUCCCAAGUCUGGACCAGCGCCGUGAAGAAGACCAUCUCCAGACUGUCCCCAGUGCUGAACUGCUGUCUGCUCGGGGUGGUUAUCUUUCUGGUGGUGACAAUGUUGGGCCUGAAGCUGUCAUUCAGCCAGUUGGAGGAGAAGACAGCUGCUAAGCUGUCCGGCAUAAAGCUGUCAGUCAGUCAACUGACGUCGGAGCACCUGAAGCUGGAGUCAAGCGUCGAGAAUCUGCAAGGCAACUCAGACGGCCUGUUUGCUGGUUUAAAACCUUUCAAGAAGUGGCGCGGUGACUUCAAGUGUGGACCCGGCUUCCUCACGGAAGAUGGCUACCCGGCUGAAUGCAACCCCGACAGCAGUCACCCAUGCUGCUCGCGUCACAACUGGUGUGACAAGACCACGGAACACUGUGACUGUCGGGGCUGUAUCGACUACAGGAAACGCCAGUGAGGACCCGGUCACAGUCGUAGGGACGAAUUCGCUGUUGGACCUCUGUGUCAAAAAAACAUGACGAGUUUCUCUCCGAAGCUCCGAUUAAUAGAUUGGCCUCGUCCAAUGGAAUGCUUCAUGAA
Messenger RNA from Branchiostoma belcheri (Belcher's lancelet), 607 nucleotides. RefSeq lists its product as uncharacterized. The coding region runs from base 24 to 485 and encodes 153 amino acids. The transcript has 3 exons. The record is from RefSeq and is a predicted model, not a curated record. NCBI's taxonomy places the organism in Eukaryota, Metazoa, Chordata, Leptocardii, Amphioxiformes, Branchiostomatidae.